GUUAGCUGUCAGUUUUCAGCUCCCACACCUCAAUUUGAAUUAAAUGCAUAACUUAGUUUAGAAAUUUUGUUUGUGGUUCUGUUUCUUUCCCUCGGAAAUUUCGCUUUUUUUGAUUUGAAGCCAAAAAAAAGUAGAAAAGCAUAAUAAUACCAGAGCGAAAUCAAGAAGAAGCAAAAAUAGUUACAGAUACAGUUGAAAAUGCGCCGCGAAAGAAUUGCCGCCAUGUCUACAGAAGAGACGACAUCUCUCAGAAAUGCAGAAGGCAUACGAAAAUUCACCAACUUGAUGGAUCCACGCUUGGAUCAGCUGGUGGUGUACAGCUCCGUGCUGGAGCAUUUGCUGCAACAGAAGCACCAUUAUGAACAGGAGCGCGACAUGGAGCUGCUGCGCCUCGAGAGAUUCAGGUGCGAGGGUGCCAAAGCUAAUCGGAUACUCGUGCAAAUGCAGGUGGUAAAAAAGGUGCAGGGCAUGCUCCCAAAUAUUGUGUUCAAGUUGCGCAAUGAGUACGACAAAUUCGAGCGCUUUCUGCAUAGAGAGAAGGGACUCCAGAGCAUUAAUCUGUCUCUGUAUGACAAAGGUCUGCAGUUACUUAGCAUCUGCAAAAAGAAUCUAGAGCAGACUCUAUAGACAUGGUUGCACUCUCGUCCUCCCACACACAAGCCCCCCCCCC
This is a messenger RNA of Drosophila hydei, 670 nucleotides long. RefSeq lists its product as uncharacterized. NCBI's taxonomy places the organism in Eukaryota, Metazoa, Arthropoda, Insecta, Diptera, Drosophilidae. Gene Ontology annotation, cellular component: microtubule cytoskeleton; cytosol. The transcript has a single exon. Gene Ontology annotation, biological process: tubulin complex assembly; post-chaperonin tubulin folding pathway. Gene Ontology annotation, molecular function: beta-tubulin binding. Bases 199 to 627 code for a protein of 142 amino acids. The record is from RefSeq and is a predicted model, not a curated record.